This is a messenger RNA of Leguminivora glycinivorella, 962 nucleotides long. RefSeq lists its product as uncharacterized. The transcript has 2 exons. Bases 685 to 939 code for a protein of 84 amino acids. The record is from RefSeq and is a predicted model, not a curated record. NCBI's taxonomy places the organism in Eukaryota, Metazoa, Arthropoda, Insecta, Lepidoptera, Tortricidae.
UAAUCAAAUAGGUGUGCAUUGGUGUGCGCGUGUAGUCACACGAUGCACCGUGUCGAUGUGUGUGCAGCGUCGAGGCAAUGAUGUGCACGGAGUAACCCUUAUUACAAGAUUCGCUCCCGCCGCGAUCGCACGUACAAUAGCUGUCGCCAGUCGACCUCUUUUGUCGUGCGAAGUGCGAACUUAACUUGUUUACAUCGGCUAGUCGGAGCGAUGCAUGGUGCGUUUCGCGCGGUUGUGUCAUUGGCCUCAGCCGAUUAUCGCUAAAUUACGUGUGAAUUACGGACAAUGUUCUAAGAGUUGCGUCAAAACUUUUUGUGUGAACUUUUCGAGCUCAGACCGUGAUCUCUUAGCGCCAAAUUUUGAACUAUUCCUGUGCCAUCGAAAGAGUGAGAAAGUGAACUUUUUGAAGAUUUUUCUACAGAACUUUUACAAAAAUAUUGUCGUUUGUACUUUGAGGCAAUAACUACUCAAAAGUGACCCUAAAACUGUAUUUGCAAAUCAUAAAAAUUUGCUGUGAAUUUUCGAAGUGAGCCUUCUUCAAGAAAACAGAUCUGCUGAUAGAUGCAAAUAUUCACCAGAUCUUGAUUCCGACAUCCAAGCGGGACACAUAUCAUUUAUGCAUACAAAACAAACGGCGAUCUAUCCACGAUUCCUCCGUAGAAAAAGACACUACGCCCGACAAAGAUGGCUAUAGCGUUCAACCUGCCUAGUGAGAGAGAGGCGACAGAGGAGAACUUCUCUAGACUUAACAGGCUCCUGGCUGAGCUUUACGAGGUUCUGUGUCACAUCCUGGUGUCUCGACAGCCCGGGCAAGAAACUCUGGCCCAGGACACGCGUCGAGAUGCCGUCCGACCUUACCACUCCGAGUCCGAUAUCGACCGUCCGGCCAUCGAGCCCCAAUGCCGUCUCUCCGCCUCAUCAUCCCCCCACUCUCCCUGACCUUCGACGACCUGGAGGAUGAC